GGCAACAUCAAAUUGAGACUUGUACAAAAUGUCGAAUUUUUACGACGGUGACAAUAGACGAGGAGGUUAUUCCGGAGGCGGUGGUGGUGGAUAUGGAGGCGGAGGAGGAGGUUAUAACGACCGAAGGGGUGGAGGAGGAGGAGGGGGCAGGCCUCCUUCAGCUCCCUUCCCAACUGAGCCCCCAUUCACAGCUUUUGUAGGAAACCUUCCUGAUGAUACUGUCCAGGGCGAUCUGGACCACAUAUUUGCAGAAAUGCAGAUUCAAAGCACACGCCUUGUACAUGACAAAGAAACUGGCAAAUUUAAAGGAUUCAGCUACGUAGAGUUUGAGGAUACGCAGUCGUUGAAAGAUGCCCUGAAAUUGAAUGGAGCUAUUUAUGAUGACCGUCAACUCAAAGUAGACAUUGCACAGGGAAGGAAUAAAGGACAGAGAGGAGGUUAUUCUGGUGGUAGAGGUGGAGGUAGAGGUGGCUACGACAGAGGAGGAAGGGAUGGUGGAUACAGUCGUGGAGGAGGUGGAGGCGGCUAUGAUAACUCAAGAGGAGGUGGAAGCUGGGGGGAUGACAGGAGAGGAGGAGGAGGAGGACGGGACGAAGGGUACCGUGGCGGCGGCGGCGGCGGCUCAGGAGGGUACGGUGGCGGCCGUGAUGGGGGCUACGGUGGAGGUCGCGAUGGGUAUGACAACAGAGACGGGGGUUACAGAGGCGGUGGCGGUGGAGGAAGGGGAAGAGGCACCGGCAGAGACGAUUAUAGCAGUAGUAGGCCAACCCAGGAGUUUAGAGAACCCACAGCAGAAGAAUCAGCGGCCAGGCCCAAGCUCAAACUGGCACCGCGCACUGUCAAAGAACCCGUCGGGGGCCCACCUAGCAGAAGGUCGGACAUCUUCGGCACCGGGAAGCCACGAGAGGAAAAGGGGGGCUCUGAUAAGAAGCCGGAUGAAGCAUCCUCAUAGCCGCACAAACACGAAUAACCGCGGAUGUACAUGUACAUGUAAUUAUCAAAUGAAAACCUGUUCUGCAUUAGAUUCUUUGGGCUGUCUCUGGCGUGAUGUAAGAGUAGCCUAGAGGGUAUUUUUCCUCUCCAGUUCUUCUCCAGGUUAGUAAUGAUUUCUAGGACCCACUUCUGCUAGGCUUGUGCGACCCGCUCCACAAGUCCUUCCCAACAUGGAUGUGGAUAUCGGUAGAUUUGUGUACAUACUUAGUUUCUGCAUUGUGCAUUCAACGGCCCAUACAGAGCCAUUUAUCUCUCUCACUCUCUCUCUCUCUCUCUGUUAAGACCAUUUUCUGUAAAUUUGUAUUUCGUAUGAUUUCUCCAUUUCACAUCAAAUUUUCCAAAUCGUAAGAUGAUGUCUUCUGUAGUGAGCUCAACAUUAUGAAGAGUUAGUGUGCAAGUAUUCAGAAUAGCACUCUAAUUUUUACCAUCUAAAACCAAAUGCAGUAUACUGUUAUAUUUAUUUUGAUUCUAAUACAAAUUUGUUUGUGAUUUUUAUUGAAAUUGCAAAAUAAAUAAAGUGAUUGAUUUGAUUUUGAUUUUUGACAUUGUUUCUCAAAGCUUGAUUAAAAAUGUUAUUGAGAUGAUGCUUGACAGUUCAAGUCUCCCA
Messenger RNA from Strongylocentrotus purpuratus (purple sea urchin), 1600 nucleotides. It is a transcript of the gene eif4h, whose product is annotated as glycine-rich RNA-binding protein 8. Lineage: Eukaryota; Metazoa; Echinodermata; Echinoidea; Camarodonta; Strongylocentrotidae. Bases 29 to 952 code for a protein of 307 amino acids. Gene Ontology annotation, molecular function: RNA binding. The transcript has 8 exons. The record is from RefSeq and is a predicted model, not a curated record.